Molecule: messenger RNA, 1179 nt
Organism: Odobenus rosmarus divergens (Pacific walrus)
Lineage: Eukaryota; Metazoa; Chordata; Mammalia; Carnivora; Odobenidae
Product: protease, serine, 48
Biological process (GO): proteolysis
Molecular function (GO): serine-type endopeptidase activity
Source: RefSeq, a predicted model, not a curated record
AUGGGCCCUGCUGGUAGUGCCUUCCUACUAUCCCUUCUACUGGGGUCUUGCCCAAGUUCUUCCCCCAAAAAGAAAGAUCUGCAAUCAGUGUGUGGACGACCUGUAUACUCAGGCCGUGUUGUAGGUGGCCAGGAUGCUGCUGCAGGGCACUGGCCUUGGCAAGUCAGCGUGCUCUUGGGCCAGAACCAUGUCUGUGGAGGGUCUCUCAUCAGUGACAGGUGGAUACUGACAGCAGCACACUGCUUAAAAAAGAACUGGAUUCCUUUGUUGUAUACUGUGCAGCUGGGAUCGAUUCAGAUAGACCAACCAAGUCAAAGUGUGAAGCAUCGUGUGUUCAAAAUUAUUAUCCAUCCCCAAAUUCAACAUACAACUGCAGACAUCGCCUUGUUGAAACUGGUCUCUAGAGUCACCUUUACCUCUUUCAUCCUGCCCAUCUGCUUGCCCUGGAUCACAAAGCAGUUGAAAAUUCCAGCCUCUUGCUGGGUGACUGGAUGGGGAAAGGUUAAAGAAGAUACUGAUUACCCCUCCAUCCUCCAGGAAGCAGAAAUAUCCGUCUUUGACCGCCAGACCUGUGAACAACUCUACAACCCAAUCGGCUCCAUGCUGCCAGAAUCGGAACCUGUCAUCCAAGACGACGAGAUAUGUGCUGGUGAUACAGCUAAAAUGAAGGAUACUUGCAAGGGUGAUUCUGGAGGACCUCUGUCAUGUCAUAUUAACGGUGUAUGGACCCAGAUAGGACUAGUAAGCCGGGGAAUAGGCUGUGCUGAAUCUCUCCCUGGAGUCUACACCAGCGUGAUCUACUAUCAAAAAUGGAUUAAGACCACUAUCUCAAGAGCUGAGGUCUUGGGUGCCAAUAAUUUGGACUUAUCUGACUUCCUGUACCUUACUGUACUGCUCUCUCUGGCUCUCCUGGGACCCUUCUGUGCCUUUGGGCCUAACAUUUUAAGGAGAGUAAACAGUAUAGCUAAAGCCACUGGCCAAGGGCUGUUAAAUGGCAACCUCCUUUCCCCAAGUCAGGUGAAGUCCGCAGCGCUGAACUUGCUGCUUGCUUUGACGCCCUACAUGCCAUCUAUCACUUGCCCGGCCGGUCACGCCUUCCUCAGGGGCCUGGGGCUUUUAAGCAGCAGCACCGGCUGCAAUAACGGGGACUCCUAUCUUCCCAGCGUCGCUCUCACCUGA